AAAAAGCAGGUGAUUUUCGCAUUGUGGAAAUUAUUUUCUAUUUAUUAAAUAAUUCGACAACAAUAGCUGUGUAUUUGCUUAAGUUUUGUUUAUAAGAAACAAUGAAUUUAGAGGAAGAAGUGUUUUUAAAUAUAGAUAAUCAAUUAUUCAAGGUAAAGAAAAAUGUUCUUUGUGAACACAGUGAUUAUUUUCGCGCUAUGUUUAGCGGGAACUACGUUGAAAAAGAGAAACAAGAAAUUAGUAUCGAUGUGGUUGAUGCUGAGUCUAUGAAAUUAAUAUUGAAAUACAUGGAAAUUGGCUUAAUAGAUCUCUCAGAGCAUUCUCUGACUACUGUUGGUGAGCUAGCUGUUGCAGCGAAUUUCUUACAAAUUACGGAGCUAAUAAAACAAAUAGAAUACUGCUUAGAUAUUCAAUUAUCAAUAUCCAAUUGGAUGGAAACUAUGAUGAUAGCAGAACGCUCAUCUUAUGCAAAGCUGGAACAGCUUUCUGCUGCAUUUGGUCUGCUCUCAUUUAAAGCAAUGAAGCCAGAUUACGUUCCGUCAAUUCUAAAACUGUAUUGGUACCUAUCGCACCCAUAUCUAGACGCACGGAAUGAAUUAGACGUUUUUAAAUUUGGUUUAAAAUGGAUUAUAAGCAAUGAGACUGGGGCUGAUGCUUUAAUGAUUGUACUAUGUUGCUUAGAUAUGACAAGACUGACUACGGCUGAAAUAGAAGAAAUGGCAACUCUUGCCACAGAUUAUGCUAAUAGCCUUGGUAAUAAAGUAGUAGACUGUUUAUAUGACUUCUCAUGUAGAGACCUAGAAUUGUCACCACCGAUUGUAACGGAGCAGAAGUCUUACUUACUUGAAAUGUAUUCAGAAAGAGUUUACAAUGAGGUGUUGUCGUUAGUAAAGCAGAGUAGGCCCAGGCAACAUUUUUACACACCGGCAGUUCCCAUAUUGUUAGUAAAAGACUCAAAACCAGAAAUUGCGCCACAUUGUAUGUAUACUUACACUGAAGAAAAGGGUUUUGAGAAGUGGAUUGAGGUGGCGGAGAAGAAUUUGUGGGGUUGGAAUGUUGUUGCCUGGGGUCCAAACAAGCUGGUGGUGGUAUGUGGGGAGCAUGGUAGAGGAACUGGGAUGUUCAUGAAAGCUGUGAAAGUGUACGAUACAUUGCGGAUGGAGUGGACCAAACAUGGAGUUGAGUUGCCACCCAGAAGGCAUGGAGGAGUCGCAGUGGUUGAUGAUUCAUUAUUUAUUGUUGGAGGCGUAGGUGGGUUUAGGGUAGUUUUGGAUACAGGAAUUAUUUAUGAUUUGAAUCGGAGGAGUUAUAGAAAAAUUGCAAAAUUACCAGAUGCAAUUCAGAGCCCUGCUGUAUGUGCGCAUAAAAACACGGCGUACGCAGCAGGCCACAAAAACAUAUACAGAUAUGAGGAGACCGGACUAUCAGAUAGAUGGUUCAGAGUGAUACAAACAGAUAUCAGAAUAAACUGUAUGAUAUCGUUCAAAGAUUAUAUUUAUUGUACCCAAAAUUAUUUCAACCACCUGAACAGGUUUAGGCCUGAUGUAGACUCCAGUUUAGAAUUGAUAACACAGUUUGCGAAUCCUCCUGCUACCAUUUGCAACUUAGGUAAUCGCCUCCUAGUUUUUACAAUGUGGACUACAUGUGGGCAGGCAGAUGUGUUGGCCGUAGAGGAGUUCACCGGCUCUGCAGAUGGACCCAAGGUGAUGUGGUCCCAGACAGACACAGCGAUGAAAGUUAACGACGUAGCCGGUUCCUGCUCUUUAGUCUUGAACAUGCCACCGAUAAGUCUACCGCCUGUUCAGUAUCAUAUACGCUACCUAAAUCAGUAUUCUACUUUUGCGUAAAAUUUUCAAUCGGGACAUUUUAUUCCUUUUUUUACUCCUGUAUAGUCAGCAGAAUUGACAGACAUUUUGAAUGACCCAAGCAAUUUACCUGUAGUUCUAUCUAAAUCUUAAAUAAAUUCACCUCAUUUUUAACUAUCUAUUAA
Messenger RNA from Ostrinia nubilalis (European corn borer), 1990 nucleotides. RefSeq names its product kelch-like protein 6. The transcript is spliced from 4 exons. NCBI's taxonomy places the organism in Eukaryota, Metazoa, Arthropoda, Insecta, Lepidoptera, Crambidae. The coding region runs from base 102 to 1847 and encodes 581 amino acids. The record is from RefSeq and is a predicted model, not a curated record. Gene Ontology annotation, molecular function: protein binding.